CGCGGCGUGAUGACGGAGGCGCCGGGCGCGAAUUUUGAAAGGCGGGCGGCGGAAAAGCCGCUGGCGGCCAUCUUGGGGGGGCUGGUGAUGGCUGAGGUAACGGGGGCGGUCGCCGCCAUUGAGGGGGUUCUCCUCUCCUUUCUCCUCACCUGAGGCAUCUCCUCCAUCCCUAAAAACUCCUCCGGCCCCACCGCUUUCCCAACGCCUUCGUGUCCGCCCGCCUGCUCGGCGACCUCCGAACUCGUAGGUCUUGCCUUCCUCGACCACCCGGUUGUUACUAGUGGCCGUCGGCGUAGCUUGACGGGAUGAGACGCAGCACGCUGACCGGCAGCGGCGCCGGCCGGCAGUCCAUGCAGGCCCUCAGAGCGCAGGAUUCCAAUAAACUGGGCCUCCACACUCCCCAAACCAAAGAAAGACCGACAUUUGGGAAACUGAGUGUAAGUAAACCCCAAUCUGGUACGUCGGAAAGAAGAGUCAGCUUCUUUGGUAAAAGAACAAGUGGUCCUGGAUCACGCAACAGCCAGUAUGGUAUAUUUGGCACGGAAAAAAUCAAGGAUCCCAGGCCACUUAAUGACAAGGCAUUUAUCCAACAGUCCAUCCGUCAACUCUGCGAGUUUCUUUCAGAAAAUGACUACGCUUUCAACGUGUCCAUGAAAUCUCUUCAAGCACCGUCCGUUAAAGACUUCCUAAAGAUCUUCACUUUUAUUUAUCGUUUCUUGUGCCCCUCUUAUGAGCUUCCUGAUGCUAAGUUUGAGGAAGAGGUUCCUCGAAUCUUCAAAGACCUUGGGUAUCCCUUUGCGAUAUCCAAAAGCUCCAUGUACACCGUGGGGGCACCGCACACGUGGCCUCAGAUUGUGGCCGCCUUGGUUUGGCUGAUCGACUGUGUCAAGCUCUAUCACGCCAAGAAGGACAGUUCCCCAUCAUUUGAAGACGGACAGCCCUGGGGCGGAGAGACUGAAGAUGGAAUUAUUCAUAAUAAGUUGUUUUUGGACUACACUAUAAAGUGCUAUGAGCAUUUCAUGACUGGUGCAGAUUCCUUUGAAGAAUUUGAUGCAGAACUGGAGGCAAAGCUAAAAGAUUUAUAUAAUGUGGCCGAAUCCCACUUGGAAUCCAUAACAACGGAAAACAAAAGACUGAAUAUAGAAAUUGCGAGACUGGAAAGAGAGAGAGAGAAUGAGCCGAAUCGUCUAGUAUCGCUGAGGAAACUGAAAGCGUCCCUACAAGGAGAUGUUCAGAAAUAUCAGGCUUAUAUGACCAAUUUGGAGUCUCAUGCGGGCAUCCUCGACCAGAAGGUGAAAGAUGUUUCAGAGGAGGUUGCCGCAGCAGAAAUGGAGCUUGAAGCAAUAAAGCAGGAGAAUGCCAAACUGCAGCAUACUUUUGAUAACCAGAAGUACUCAGUCGCGGACAUUGAAAGAAUAAAUCAUGAAAGAAAUGAGUUGCAGCAAACCAUCAACAAAUUGACCAAAGAGCUGGAGGCCGAGCAGCAGCAGCUCUGGAAUGAGGAACUAAAGUAUGCUCGAGGCAAAGAGGGGAUUGAAACCCAAUUAGCAGAAUAUCACAAACUGGCUAGAAAACUAAAACUCAUCCCCCAGAGUGCCGAGAAUUCCAAAGGCUGUGACUACGAAAUCAAGUUUAACCCCGAAGCGGGCCCAAAUUGCCUAGUGAAAUAUAGAACUCAAAUCUACGUGCCUCUUAAGGAACGCUUAAACCAAACCGAAGAUGAAAUCAGUAAAGCGCUCCAUAAGAAAAUCAGUUUGGAGGAUGCUCUGGAACAAGUGAACACAAUGGUGGCAGAAAGCAAGAGGACUGUAAAAAUGUUGAAAGAAGAAAUACAAAAGUUGGACGAUCUUUACCAGCAGAAAAUAAAGGAAGCAGAAGAAGAGGAGAAGAAGUGUGCCUCCGAGCUAGAGUCCCUGGAGAAGCACAAACAUUUACUUGAGAGCGUGGUAAAUGAAGGCCUCAGCGAAGCUACAAAUGAACUGAAUGAUAUUCAGCGCCAAUAUCAGGUGGUCCUGCAGACGACAACUGAGGAAAGAUGGAAAAUCGGUAUCAAUGUGCAACGUCUCUUGGAAGUCGUCGCCACUCAUGUAGAAUCUGUGGAAAAAUACCUCGAGGAACAGAUUGUCAAAGCGGACAGAGAAUUUGAAGAAUUUCUGUCCGAAGACUCCUUGAAAGAUUUGAAUGAAAUCAUAGACAAGUAUAAACAGAAGGCUGCCAUCUUGGAGACGGAAGAAGAAAUGCCGACUCGCGAGUGAUCGACGGCCCUCUCACUCCCUUCUGAUGUAGAAAUAUGUAUAAAUGUGUCUCUUCUCGCAAUUGCCGUCCGUGUGCUAGAGUCAGGCCCUCUCCUCUUUGUUAAUAUCUAUGUGCCUUGGCAACUUGAAAAAGAGUGGGCAAAAUGCCCACGGAGUAGACUUCCUCAUUGAAUGAGUGGCUUUUAUUGUCGUCAGUAUUUUAUUGGCGAGGGUGAUCAGAGAGGAGUCCACUAGUGCUUCUUGCGGGGAAUUGGAAGGCGCUAUCCAGGUGAUGAGGUAAAAACGCAGGGAUUCGGGUGUUCAGAAAUCUGAAAUUCUUGAAGAUUGCAGUCUCCAUUCGAAGAGAAAAAUGCUGGAAGUGAACUGGACCCGGAGUCUGUGUGUGUCCCCCUGACCAAAAGUAAAACAUCAGAGGCGGUAGUAGCAUCUACCUUCUCUUGGAAGACCAAGGACGGGCUUGGGCUUCAAAACCCCCCAGAAAGAAGAAGAAAGUAGGGACGUUGAACUGAACUAAGUGCCCAGAGCAUCCAUUCCUUUCUAUAUUUACGAUGACGAUCGGUUGGCUUUGGGAAUUGCCGUAACUUCCAUGCACCUGCAACUGGGGCUAUAGGAAAGGAAUUAAUGAAGCCAAAAUGCCGUUCCAAAGCAUACACAAGUCAGAUAGACUGAGGAUAGGAAAGGAAUUAAUGAAGCCAAAAUGCCAUUAGCAAAGCGUACGCAAGUCAGACUAAGGAUAGCCAGCCGUUAGAACUUAAAAGUCAUCUCUCUCUUUUUCGGUGGGAGGCGGGUGGGGAGACAGAGUUGUGGGGAAACUGAGGCUUGUGAAGAGAUGUAGGAAUUAGGGCAAUUGUUGAAUGCUUUUGCUGACCGUUACGCUGCCCAGGACCGACAAGUGAGGGAAGGGGAUAGUAGCCGGGGCUUUCACCGUAGGACAGGAUGAUGGGCUGUUUGGAAAGGGCAUCCAAGCAGCUGCAGUUCCUUCCUAGGGAGCUUUAUUUACGGCAAGAGGGUGGGCUCUGGCCGGUGUUUUGAGGUGCAGGGUGUUUCUAAACCCACAGUUCUACGGUUACUUUGAAAUACGGCCUCACUGUGGAAUAAAAGCUAGGCAACUGAGGCGUAGCCUCAGCGUAGCUUAGAAGAUUUGAAAUUUUGCAAAGCCUCCCGGAGGGAUAGAUCCUAGGUAUCCAGAUUUAAUGAGGGAGCCGGAUUCUCGCCAACCGGACAUAUGGAAGAGAGUCUUUGAAGUCCCAAAACCUGAAGGGUAAGGUAGCGGCCCAUGUAAACCUUUCUUUUUUCGGUUUUGUUUUAACCUGCAAAUGCUAAGCCACUUUUACGAAGAAGUUAUAGUUUCUACUCUCUGAUUCCAAAAAGGAGUCACAACUGUUGUACAUAGUCUUCUAUUGGUGCCAUUGUUUUCUCCCGGUUACGUCUCUUGCCCGUUUUUCCGUCCUCUGUAUUUCUUGAAGCGUUUCACUCUCCUUUUUUGGCCCUUCCUUUCCAUUCCCUUUCAGUUGUGCUCCUCCUUUUCCUUCCCCACUGUGGAUUCUCUCUGACUUUUUCCCUUUCCGGUCGGCACUCGCGCCUUCCGUGUUUCCUUUCAUUUUCUUGAUCUGACAGUGUGAUAAAUUUUAUAUUAACGGAACGAUCAUUUUUAUAUGGUAUUAAAGGACUGCAUUG
This is a messenger RNA of Tachyglossus aculeatus (Australian echidna), 3932 nucleotides long. RefSeq names its product NDC80 kinetochore complex component (gene NDC80). The record is from RefSeq and is a predicted model, not a curated record. Lineage: Eukaryota; Metazoa; Chordata; Mammalia; Monotremata; Tachyglossidae. The transcript is spliced from 17 exons. The coding region runs from base 306 to 2255 and encodes 649 amino acids. Gene Ontology annotation, biological process: attachment of mitotic spindle microtubules to kinetochore. Gene Ontology annotation, cellular component: Ndc80 complex.